Onychomys torridus (southern grasshopper mouse) is the source of this 5163-nucleotide messenger RNA. RefSeq names its product Meis homeobox 2 (gene Meis2). Gene Ontology annotation, biological process: animal organ morphogenesis; eye development; positive regulation of cell population proliferation. The transcript has 14 exons. NCBI's taxonomy places the organism in Eukaryota, Metazoa, Chordata, Mammalia, Rodentia, Cricetidae. The record is from RefSeq and is a predicted model, not a curated record. Gene Ontology annotation, molecular function: DNA-binding transcription activator activity, RNA polymerase II-specific; RNA polymerase II cis-regulatory region sequence-specific DNA binding. Bases 626 to 1888 code for a protein of 420 amino acids.
AGUCCAGUCAAAGCCACCGGAGCAGGAGGCGCUGCUUUCUACGUUACAGAAUGGAUUCAGAGUUAGGAAGGGAGGCCGCGGUGGAACAGCAGCAGUCCCUUGGUCUGUUUGCGGUUCUCUGGGCCUCGGGCGGGGAACCCUGGGCGAGGGUGAGAAGUUGGGGAGAGGGCGCGCUCUCAGUGCUUGGCUAGGUCGCUCAGCCAGCUGCCGGGUGGCGGCAGGGUGAGCCGGGCUACGCGCGCCGGGUGACCAAAGCUCCGCCCCCAGCUCUCGGCUCUGCCUGAUUGACGCGCAGCCUCCGGAAAGCAGCGGCGCAGAGAUUGCGCCCAGGACCCCUAGACUCUCCGAGGUGGUCCACUGUCUGCAGCUCACCGAGGGACUAUGCUCGGAGUUAAGCUGCUCCCAUCCUGUACUAGAAAAAAAUGAAUAUUGACAACAAGGGCUCUGCAUCUGCACAAGAAAGAAAGUGCUACUUAACAACAGCAACAACAACAAAUUUAGCCCGGCGGUGGUACAGUCGGCUGAGCUUGCUGAUCUAGGUUGUUAGCAGGAGACUUCGGGACCUAGUAAUCCGCGGGCAGAGGAAGGGGGCCGCGGUAUUAAAAGGAACAAAAGCCAGAGCGCCAUGCCAAACAUCCCCAACGCGACCCAGUUAGGCAGAAGCCAAGAGGAGUGGUGGGGAAAUAAACUAGAAUACGAUGAGCUGCCCCAUUACGGCGGGAUGGACGGAGUAGGGGUUCCCGCUUCCAUGUACGGAGACCCUCACGCGCCGAGGCCGAUCCCCCCGGUACACCACCUAAACCACGGGCCGCCUCUCCACGCCACGCAGCACUACGGCGCGCAUGCCCCGCACCCCAAUGUCAUGCCAGCCAGCAUGGGAUCUGCUGUCAACGACGCCUUGAAAAGAGACAAGGACGCGAUCUACGGGCACCCGUUGUUUCCUCUGUUAGCACUGGUCUUUGAGAAGUGCGAGCUGGCGACCUGCACUCCCCGGGAACCCGGAGUGGCCGGCGGAGACGUCUGUUCCUCGGACUCCUUCAACGAGGACAUCGCGGUCUUCGCCAAGCAGGUUCGCGCUGAAAAACCUCUUUUUUCCUCAAACCCAGAGCUGGAUAAUUUGAUGAUACAAGCAAUACAAGUACUAAGGUUUCAUCUUCUGGAGUUAGAAAAGGUCCACGAACUGUGUGAUAACUUCUGCCACCGGUACAUUAGCUGUUUGAAGGGGAAAAUGCCCAUUGACCUCGUGAUUGACGAGAGAGAUGGAAGCUCCAAGUCAGAUCAUGAAGAGCUUUCAGGCUCCUCCACAAAUCUCGCCGACCACAACCCUUCAUCCUGGCGAGACCAUGAUGAUGCAACCUCAACUCACUCAGCAGGCACCCCGGGACCCUCCAGUGGGGGCCAUGCUUCCCAGAGUGGAGACAACAGCAGUGAGCAAGGUGAUGGGUUAGACAACAGUGUCGCUUCACCUGGCACAGGUGACGAUGACGAUCCAGACAAGGACAAAAAACGCCAGAAGAAAAGAGGCAUAUUCCCCAAAGUCGCGACAAACAUCAUGAGAGCAUGGCUCUUCCAGCAUCUCACACACCCAUACCCUUCCGAAGAGCAGAAGAAACAGUUAGCGCAAGACACGGGACUGACAAUUCUCCAAGUAAACAACUGGUUUAUCAAUGCCAGAAGAAGGAUAGUACAACCCAUGAUUGACCAGUCAAAUCGAGCAGGUUUUCUUCUUGAUCCUUCAGUGAGCCAAGGAGCAGCAUAUAGUCCAGAGGGUCAGCCUAUGGGGAGCUUUGUGUUGGAUGGUCAGCAACACAUGGGGAUACGGCCUGCAGGACCUAUGAGUGGAAUGGGCAUGAAUAUGGGCAUGGAUGGGCAAUGGCACUACAUGUAACCUUCACCAUGUAAAGCAAUCGCAAGGCAAGGGGGAAGUUUGCAGAGCAUGCCAGGGGACUACGUUUCUCAGGGUGGUCCAAUGGGAAUGAGUAUGGCACAGCCAAGUUACACUCCUCCCCAGAUGACCCCACAUCCUACUCAGUUAAGACAUGGACCCCCAAUGCAUUCGUACUUGCCAAGCCAUCCCCACCACCCAGCCAUGAUGAUGCACGGAGGACCCCCUACCCACCCUGGAAUGACUAUGUCAGCACAGAGCCCCACAAUGUUAAAUUCUGUAGAUCCCAAUGUUGGCGGACAGGUUAUGGACAUUCAUGCCCAAUAGUAUAAGGGAACUCAAGGAAAAAGGAAACACACGCAAAAACUACUUUAAGACUCUCUGAACUUUGACCAGAUGUGACACUUCAUAUGAAACUCCAGACAGCUGUGAUUAUUUUUUACUUUUGCCAUUUUUCAUCAAGCAACAGAGGACCAAUGGGACAAGAACACAAAUGUGAAAUGAUGGGCUCAUUGGGACAGUAUUGUCCAUGCAAAGAUCCUCUGGAGAAAGACUCCGAGAGUUAUAACUACUGUAGCAUAAACAUAGGGACUAAGUUAAACUUGUACAUUUCUGUUGAUCACUCCGUUACGUUGCCUCAAAUAGUUUUAGAAGAGAAAAAAAAUAUAUAUCCUUGUUUUCCACACUAUGUGUGUUGUUCCCAAAAGAAUGACUGUCUUGGUUCAUCAGUGAAUUCACUAUCCAGGAGAGACUGUGGUAUAUUUUAAACCUGUUGGGCCAAUGAGAAAAGAACCAUGCUGGGGAGCGAGAUGGACAGUGGGCUGAACCUGAGCACUCGGACCCCAGCGGCUAGAAUGUGUUUUCAUGCCCAGCCUUUGUUCCCCCAUCAAUGUGUCCUUUAGUUUCAAACAGAUCUUUAUAGUUUGUGCUUCAUAAGCCAAUUCUUAUUAUGAUUUUGGGGGACUGUUCUUCCAAGAGCUUGCCAAUGAAGAUUUAGAGACAGAGUGAAGGCUUCUUCAAGUUCCGAGCCUUGGCUGUGGACAAAACAAUCUUAAGUUGGGCAGCUUUCCUCAACACAAAAAAAAGUUAUUCAUGGUCAUUGCACCAGAAGUAGGAUUCUAUGAGGAACUCAAAGCUUGGGGGAUAAAAAGGAGCAAGAGAAUACUGUAACAAACUUCGUACAGAGUUCGGUCUUUUAAUUGUUUCAUGUUAGAUAUUCUAUGUGUUUACCUCAAUUGAAAAAAAAAAGAAUGUUUUUGCUAGUAUCAGAUCUGCUGUGGAAUUGGUAUUGUAUGUCCAUGGGAUCCUCUUUUCUCAGCACGUGUUCCUCACUAGAAGAAAAUGCUGUUACCUUUAAGCUUUGUCAAAUUUACAUUAAAAUACUUGUAUGAGGACUGUGACGUUAUGUUAAAAAAAAAAAAGGUGUUAAGUCACAAAAUGCGGUAAUAAAUAUUUCAUUUUUGAUUUUUUGUUAGGCUUUGGUGUUUUUAAUGGUUUGAAGGUUGCAGGAUGCCAGCUACUGUGCACUGACGGAAGUAGGUGACGGCCCCUCCCCUGGGAAGUUGAGCAUAUUUCAGAUGUAACUUACCAACACUUUAAAAGUCAUCAUUAGUAGCUUUCCAUUAUGUGUUUGGACUCUUAGGUUUCAUCAGCAGAAAACUUCCAAAGGUAUGAAACUCUGUGCAUUAUAACCAGCUUGAGAAACCACCUUCAAAAUGCCCGGCCUGUCUUAUUAUUGCCACACGAUGUUUUAAAAAGCAAUUUCAGAUAAAGUUUUUGCCUUAUGCAUCCACCACUAGAAUAAAGGACUUAUUCCAACUUAGUUUUAUAUCAUAAGAAAUAAUGUGUAUGUUCAAACGGGACUUAUCUGCAUUUCUCCUAUCUUACUCAAAUACUGUUGACUAUGUAAAUUAAAGCUUAUAUAGAGAUGUUUAUAGCUAAGUAAACACCUUCUAUGGAGUUGGAAAUCCUAAGCUUAAAAGGAUGUUUAGGCAUUAAUAUUUAAUACAAAUGACCCAGUGCUAUCUUUUUACUGUAGAUACUUUUUCUGUGUGCAGGGAUGCAAGUAUGACAAUUUGGUGGGUGAAGUUUUUUCUUUAAAAAAGAAAAGGAAAAGAACAGACAAUAUGAUAGCAUUUUCAAAACUUUACUCGGUAAUUUAGAGCCACAAGCUUGUUGAUAUUGUACAGUGUCGGCUAAAGUGUGGGAAAUGUGGAAGAAGCCUGAGGUACUCACACACCAGACCUUAAGAUUUUCCGAAUAAAUACACUGUUUAGGCUUUCCUAACUCCUGAAUGUUGACUCCUCCAUUUAAAGAGACAAUAAACAGAAGGUGGAUGGAUCAUUCAACUCGAUAGGGGAAGAGUUCACUAAUCCUCCAAACUGACACUUGGAAGCAAUCCAUAGUGGCAUCUUAGGCAAGCCCUUCCAUGUUUCCUCUUUAGACAGUCUUAAUGGAAGCUCUCCAUGUGAACGAGCAAGAGUAUAAAUAGCUAUUGUUUUCUUUUAUAUUGUUAAGUAAAAUUUUUAUAAGUGCGUUUAUCACUUUAAUUACUGCACUGCUCUUUAAACCUAGAAAUGGCAUUGCUUGACACAAACACACUGAUCUUGUAAAGCACACACAGCUUCUCUCCCAUUUUCUCUGCUCCAUUUCACAUGGAGUCUUCUUGUAAAAUUUAAAUAUUUGCAUAUGUUUACUUUAAAUGAUCUGAUGUAAACCCUGACAAGUUCCUCAUUUUUAAACUAACUCUCACAGCAGUUGAAAGGAAAAAUUAUUUAUAUUGGCAGCUUCUUCCAUUGCUUUCAGUAAGGUAACUGCUGAAGGGUUUCCUUGAUCACAAGCUCAUGUUUAUAAAAAGUGUUUUAUGGACUUACAACGUUAUUCCACGGAGGGUGGCGCCCAGAGCUGUUGAUCCUUAGUUUGAAUUCACAAAUUCAUCCUAAGCUUACCGUCUUGGCCAGUCUGUAUCCUAUCAUGCUAAUUUUAACCUUAGAUUUUUGGAGAUGAGUGAUAAUUGAAGUAAUAUCUAUGCAUUUCCUUGCCCCACCCAUUCUGUGACAGAGGGAUGAUGAAUUUGUCCAAUUUUUAUAGUGCUUUUUAUACCACCUCAGAAGGCGCUUGCUCCUCUCUCGGGUUUACUAUUUAGUCUAAAGAGUUCCGAUUUGGGUAUAUUUAAGAAAGACUCAGCUGUCAGACGUAAAGAAACUGGGAAUGGUGUUUUGACAGCCAUAUAGUGUUAAAGGAAAUACUGUAGUCUGAAUAAAAUUGCUUAUGUUCUC